This is a messenger RNA of Pungitius pungitius (ninespine stickleback), 1135 nucleotides long. It is a transcript of the gene neurl2, whose product is annotated as neuralized E3 ubiquitin protein ligase 2. The coding region runs from base 102 to 977 and encodes 291 amino acids. Gene Ontology annotation, biological process: intracellular signal transduction. The transcript has 2 exons. Gene Ontology annotation, molecular function: ubiquitin protein ligase activity. The record is from RefSeq and is a predicted model, not a curated record. Lineage: Eukaryota; Metazoa; Chordata; Actinopteri; Perciformes; Gasterosteidae.
CCAGAAAUAGCUCCCGCGAGUGUCCCACAGAUAAGCAGAGUCGGGGGGGUCUGGUCCACCUCCCUCACCAUGUGGCUCCUGGCUGAAGGCUCUCAGGCGGGAUGCAGCCCUUCCCCGAUCAGUUCAUGGAAUUCCAUCCGGUCCACGGGUCCAACGUCAGGCUGGACCUCUUGGGCACCCAGGCCACCCGCGUGGAGAGCUUCGCCAACGGCGUGUGCUUCAGCAAACGCCCGCUGAGGCCCGGCGAGAUUUUUCUCAUCGAGAUCGAGGACAAGGAGCUGGGCUGGUGCGGCCACCUGCGGGUGGGCCUCACCGCCAGGGACCCCGGGGGCCUGGACGCGGUGCCCGAGUACUCCAUCCCGGACCUGACAGACUCGGGGGACAGCUGGGUUUUCGCCAUCACUCGCAACCACAACAAGAUCAUAGAGGACCCCGGGGAGGCGGCGGCGGCGGGGGGAGGAGCCGGCGGGGGCCGCAGGCUCGGGGGAGGGGAGGCCGGCGGCGGGGACGCGGGGGCAGAGGUCAGCAAACCCAAGGCUUUCUUCACCGACUCUCACCUGGACAUCGAGGACGUCCGGAUCCCCCUGGACAAGCUGGUGGGACGGAGCAGGCCGGGACGCUACAGCCACAUUUUGGACGACUUGUACAAGACCAACGCCUUGCCCCCCACGGCCAGGCGCAGCCGGAUCGGAGUGCUGUACGUGGCCAAAGGGCGCGGCCUGGCCGACAUGCACAUUGUGAUCAAUGGGGAGGACAUGGGAGCGUCCGCCAAGGGGAUUCCCUCCGUGCAGCCGCUGCACGCCGUGGUGGACGUCUUCGCCGCGACCAAGUGCGUCCGGAUUGUCCAGGUGGAGUACGGAUUCUCGUCCCUGCAGACGUUGUGCAGGAAGUCCAUCCAGAAGCACAUCGUCCACAGGAUGGCCAUCGACUGGCUGGAGCUGCCAGAGGCCCUGAAGCACUACUGCAAGUAUGAAUGAAGAGCGCCGACCUCGCGGCUCACGAAUAACCUCCAUGUUUCUACCGAGAGAGAUGCGUCCAUCUUCAUGAUCGGAGGCUCUCGUUGACAGAUGUGUCAAAACAACGAUAAUGAGGACAAGGGGACAACCAUCAACCACAAUAAAUAGACUCUCGUUUC